Messenger RNA from Rana temporaria (common frog), 3444 nucleotides. RefSeq names its product von Willebrand factor A domain containing 7 (gene VWA7). The transcript is spliced from 17 exons. Bases 159 to 3059 code for a protein of 966 amino acids. The record is from RefSeq and is a predicted model, not a curated record. Lineage: Eukaryota; Metazoa; Chordata; Amphibia; Anura; Ranidae.
CUUUAAGGAGAGGGCGGGACCUGUCAUUGAACUGGGCUGAUAAACAGUAGAAGUGGCAAGUGUAUACUGAGAGAUUAGAGUAAGAAGUGAGGACGCUGGAAAGAGGGAGAGACAGAGAAGUGCAGGUGCGAAGGGCAUGCCAUCUCAAUGUAGCGUCCAUGAGCUCCUCCCACCCCAUGCUCCUCCCCCUUCUGCUCCUAUGGUGCCUGGCACUACCAGGGGGCCACACCUUCUUCCCCAACUUCUGGUCUAAGUUUCUAUCCUUUACCUGGGGCUCCUACACCCAUCAGGACCUAACGGAAGAGGCCGUACUGAAUGUCACCUUGCAAAUCUUAUUGGACAACAAGCAUCCCACCCGACCUCCACUGCGGUGGGAGGAUUUUGAGGACAAGACCCUGACCCCAGAUGAAAUACUUACGGCAUAUUAUGGAGAUGAAGUAUCCUUGCGCCAAUACCGUGCCUCUAUGCGUCAGAUCGUCAGUGCCAACGCCAACAUGGAUUUCCUUAAUUUGACACGCAAUGAUCCUGUACGUCACUUUGACUCUGAGAGGGUCAGACAGGGCAACAGCCUCUUGCUGCGGGCCAGGGAGCAGCUGUUGAGCUACUUGAGCGCCAAGGAAUAUGAAGGUGCAAGGGAGAUACUGGGACAGACACUGCAUGCACUGCAGGAUUUCUACAGUCAUACUAACUGGGUGGAACUAGGAAACACAGACAUCCAUCCUGACCUGGCCACCCCGGGGAGAGACAUCUCUUCUCUUGCUGGAGUCUCUGAUCAGACCUGUACAGAUUGCACUGUCUCUUGCCAGAAUAACAUUGUAGCAGCCAUCCAAAAGAGACAUCUCCUGACAUCUGGAUACUAUGGAGAGACACCAGAGAAGCCACAAGGAAAAUGCAGUCACGGUGGUCCCUUUGACUACAGCAAAGAGCUCAGUGCAAAAGGAGGGAUCAACAAGGACACAGCCAUGCCUAUGUUUUCCCCCCACCACUUCCUGCACAAACAGGCUGCCCAGCUUGCCCUGAAAGCCUCUAUUAAGUUUCUGAGCGAGCUGAGAAGAGAGGUGACUGACAACAUUAUGCUCAGACUGCUGGGUGUUUCUGCUUUCCCUGCUCUGAGCUUUGUCCUGGACACCACUGGCAGUAUGGGGGAAGAGAUCACAUCAGCUCGUCUACAAUCCCGUCUUAUCAUCCAGCGACAAAGUGACACACUGCUACAACCCGACUACUACAUCCUUGUACCCUUUCAUGACCCAGGCUUUGGCCCAGUGUACAAGACAAGUGACCCGGAUGAGUUCCUAAAAAUUCUGGACAGUCUACAGGCUUUGGGAGGGGGAGAUGAGCCAGAGAUGUGUUUAUCAGCUCUGCAGCUAGCCCUUAUCAACACUCCUCCCCACUCUGAGAUCUUUGUCUUCACGGACGCUUCCUCUAAGGACCCUCAUCUCAGAAGCUCAGUGGAGGCUUUGAUACAAGAAAAGAAGAUCAAGGUAUCUUUCCUGAUCACAGAAGACCCAUCUCGGACUACUGUUAAGAGAAGCAAGAGGGAAGUGUUGAGCCCGGAUAGAUUUGACCUCUAUACUGACCUUGCUUCUACUUCGGGGGGGCAGGUUGUCUUCACAACGAACAGCGACAUUGGAAAGGCUUCUGAGAUCAUCACAGAUUCAGCCCACUUUGAUGUGGUGACACUCCUAUAUAAGCAAAGCUCUGAAAAAGGUGCACCUAGAAACACAUUUUUGGUGGAUGAAUUCAUGUACAAUGUCACCCUAUUUAUAAAUGGAGAUGUGAAAAUAUUUCAGAUCUUUGACCCUAAAGGCCACAAACAAAAUGGCCGCCAAGCAUCUCAUGGCAAAUUUACUCGAGUGUUCCUGCAAGAUCCUUUGAAAGUGGGCACCUGGAGCAUUUAUAUGGAAACUACCGGACCUCAUAGCAUACGUGUACAAGGUCGCAGCUCCUUAGAUUUUCUUUAUUAUUUUGGCACCCCUGUAAACGGGUCUCACCCUGGACUCUACCAACUCAACAAUCAGCCGGUGACAGGUGUCCCUGCAGUCCUGGUAGUUGAUGUUAUUGGCCUCCCAGAAUCCGCCAACUUGAGCCAUGUUACCCUAACCCCAGUCCAUGGCACGACAAGAAUGCUGGAAUUGGAAUUGACAAAUGAGGGGCUCCUGGUGGCACAGGUUGGGGAGAUCCCCCUUGGGGAAUUUAGCCUUGGGGUCAGUGGUACUGAUGGCAAAGGACAUGAAGUGAAACGUGAGGCUCCACAGCACCUAAGAUCGGCAGAAUGUAUGCUGGAGAUGUCCUGUCCUGUUCCUCUGACACCGGAGAAUUCACAGAUAAUGUCGGUGAAGAUCACUAACCAUGGAUCCUCUCAUUACUACUGUGUGACUGUGAAUGGAUCUCCAUACAACAUCUUUGAUGAAUUCACCACAACAAGGGUACAGAUGAACUCCAGUGAUUCACAAGUGCUUAAUAUAAAUAUUAGUGUGCCUACUAGUGUGGAACCUGGUGCAGUGAUUACAUUGAUGGCGGAGGCUGAAGAGUGUGAUAGCAAUAUACCAGCUUGCUUUGCUCACCUCUCUCUGGUGGUGGCUGAAAAAGUUAAGGUGUCUCCUGUACAUACCCCACCUGUGUGCCCUCAACCAUCUUACUUUGGCUCUUGUCCUGAAUCUCUAUCACCCAACCUGUGCCAGGACCAUCGUUGGAGUGCCCAUCUGCUAGUGUUAGAUGCUGAUGGAAUUAAGUUUACUGAGAUCCUCAAUGGCUCUGGUGUCACCUCCCAUGGACCAGAUGGAAAAUAUGAAUAUGUUAAUUUCACAUCCAGUUGCUGCACACCUCAAGCUGAACUUCUCCUAACAAACUACAGAGACGUGGUUUGGCAUUGCUUCUUCCAAGUGCCCACUGCUGGCAUUCAGACAGACUCAGGACAACUGUACUAUUUAUUAACAUUACUACCAAUUAUAUUUGUAGUUGUACUUUUACUAGCUGUGUAUUUUACAUGUAAUAAAAAAAAACAUGAAGUAGAAGGAACCCAAAAUCAGGCAGAGGUUAUCCCUCUAAAAGAACCAUGAUUAUUUUGGAAUGCCAACUGUUUUCUUCAGUGGCUACCUUAGCAGGGCUAUAUGUGUAGAAAAGCAAACAGACCAGGGCCCGAGGUAGUGUCAAUUUCGGGAUGAUCUUAAAUGUUUCAUCAUUUUUUGCUGUCUUUCUAAUUUACGCCCUCAAGGAUAGAGAUACUAAGAAAUUACAUUUUCUUACUUGUGCAGCAUGCAUUUUCAGUAUCUGAGGCAUGGAAGUGUGUCCAUAAGGUUCCAAGAGUGAACAGACAGCCCCAUACAACUGGCCCAGAUGGGUUUACAAUCUGGUCUUUUCCCAUGGCCUCUAUUUAUUAUGAAGCACAUGUUAAAAAAAAAAAAAGAAAAGCACAAAUAAUCUAAAGAAAAGCACAUUCACUAA